Arabidopsis arenosa is the source of this 2193-nucleotide messenger RNA. The record is from the annotation of a GenBank genome assembly. NCBI's taxonomy places the organism in Eukaryota, Viridiplantae, Streptophyta, Magnoliopsida, Brassicales, Brassicaceae.
UCAUUUGAUCUUCGAAGAAACAAAGUCUAAGAAAGCGUUACGUUGAUAUGAGGAUUCGAAAGCAGACGAAUUACACUUUUGAGAUAGAUUACUUCUCCAAUAUGAACUAUGUGAUACAAUCUCCCUAUUUCUCAAGCGGCGGCGGCUGCUCAUGGUUUAUUUCCGUUUAUCCCAAGGGAAUCUAUAGUUGUGAUCACUUGUCAGUGUACUUGAAUGUUGCUAGGCCUGGAUCAUUGAGAACUGGAUGGAAAAGGAGAGCUAGUAUUUGUUUCGUUUUUUUGGAUCAAUCUGGCAAAGAGCUCCAUAGAAUAGAUGAAGGAUGUCAGUUGUUCUGUGCUAAGGUCUCAGCCUGGGGUUAUGCCAGAGGAUUGCCUCUUUUCAAACUUGAAGACCAAGGGCUUCUAAAGAGCAACAAACUGAUCAUUAAAGUCCAAGUAAAAGUAGCUGAAGUUGUUCAUCAAGAAGAGGUAACUGGGGAAAAAAGGUUAGAUAUUAAUGGUUUCGACGUUCUUGAUACUCAGAAUGGCUCUCUUUACUCAGCUUUCGUUGUCAAAUGCAGAGACUACGACGAACCUCACUCAACUACCGUUUCUUCUGAGUUCGUCGACGAUGAAAAGUCGGAAACUUUACAGAAAAUCGAUGAUUUGGAGAUUACCCAUGAAACGAAGAAGGGAAAGAGUUUCUGGGCUGCCGUUAGUUUGAUCAUCGGAACCGCCGUUGGUCCCGGAAUGCUCGGCCUCCCAGCUGCAACUAUCAGAUCUGGUUCCAUCCCAUCGACCAUUGCUUUACUUUGUUCUUGGGUUUACGUCAUUUCCUCUAUUCUUCUCGUGGCUGAGCUCAGCUUUGCAGCUAUGGAAGAAGACAAUGCAGCAGAGGUUAGCUUCACAGGGCUUGCAACUAAAUCCUUUGGGAAUAAAUUUGGAGUUUUUGUGGCUUUUGUGUAUGCUUCACUGAGUUUCUCUUUGAUGGUUGCUUGUGUCUCGGGUAUUGGCUCCAUUGUGUCUCAAUGGUUUCCUUCAAUGAAUCCAUUCUUGGCCAAUGCUAUAUUCCCUCUAGUUUCUGGAGUCUUGAUCGGGUUUUUCCCUUUCGAUGCCAUUGAUUUCACCAACAGGGGUCUCUGCUUCCUCAUGCUCUUCUCUAUAACUUCUCUUGUGGCUAUUGGUUUAUCUGUGGCUAGGUCCAAUGUGUUAGCCUCAUUUGGUCAAUCAUGUUGGAAAGUCUCGACAGUUUUACCCGCGGUUCCUGUUAUGGUACUGACACUAGGGUUUCAUGUCAUCACUCCUUUCAUAUGCAAUCUCGCAGGGGAUUCGGUUUCAGAUGCUCGGAGAGCCAUUCUUGUUGGCGGUGUUGUGCCAUUGGCUAUGGUGUUGUCUUGGAAUCUAAUUGUUUUGGGGCUUGCAAGAAUCACUGUGCCUGUUGUACCUUCUUCAUCCAUUGACCCAAUCUCUCUUCUUCUAUCUGUGAACCCUUCUGCUUUAUCUGCUGUUCAAGGCUUUGCUUUCUCAGCCUUAGCUACCAGUUUAAUCGGAUACGCUGUUAGCUUCCCGAAACAGCUCCUCGAUACAUGGAAGCUUGUGUCUAAGCAAUCAAAUGGAAAUGGAAGACUUGGAUCUGUAAGUUUCUCAUCGAAAGAGGGUAAUAAGAGAACUAAUGGGAGAGCCUCAUACAGUGAACCACCAAGAGCUCGUGAUGGGUUUGAAGCAGUAGUGAUGCUAUUUGUCCUUGGAGUUCCAGCUCUAAUUGCAACAUUCUUUCCCUCAACAUUCUCGAGAGCUCUGGAUUUUGCUGGUGUUUAUGCAAACUGUUUCCUCUUUGGUGUCCUGCCUCCUGCAAUGGCUUAUAUUCAACAGUCCAGAAACAAGCUCAGGUCAUGGGUUCUUCCCGGAGGUAACUUUACCUUGUUGAUCUUAUUCGUUAUCGCCAUUAUUCUGGGAAUAUGGCAUUAGAUCACCAUCAAAUAUAAAUGUUUUGUUUGUAUCAUUCUACAAAGACAUAUGCCAUGAUCUGACUGUGCUAACCAGACGCUAUGGAAGCAAAAAGACCCCACUGGGACCUUCACGAAGAUGUAUGCGUUCUAUGGUUCCUUGUAAAAACAGUACUAGCGAUUGAGAAGUCUUUUUUUCUUAGCAAGAUCACAUUUCACACUAGAUCUAUCAUUGUUGGAAGACUUACUAAGAAACAGAUUCAGUCAUU